AUGAUGUUGAUCUGGGCUUUAUUAUCUGUGGCCUAUGCCACCAAUGUGGAGGAUUUGGUCGGUACUUGGACAACCAAGUCUCGCGAUGUCCUCACGGGCCCGGGAUUCUACGAUCCGUUGCACGACAAACUGCUGGAGCCCAACUUGACGGGGAUUUCAUACUCGUUCGAUGCCGACGGACACUAUGAGGAAGCCUACUAUCGAGCGAUCGCCAAUCCCACCGACCCGUCCUGUCCCACGGGGAUCAUGCAAUGGCAACAUGGAUCGUAUGCUGUUGCGUCCAACGGGUCCUUGACCCUCACCCCAAUCGCGGUUGAUGGCCGUCAACUGCUCUCGGAGCCAUGUCGGAAAGACAUUGGCACCUAUACGCGCUAUAACACGACAGAACAUUACGAGACGUUUUCUGUCGGUGCCGAUCGAUACAGCGGCAUUCUACGCCUCGACUUGACCAGAUCGGACGGCAUCAUUCUGCACCCGAUGUACCUUGCCUACCGGCCCCCGAAGAUGCUGCCCACCACGACCUUGAAUCCCACCCCGACCGGGUCUCACAAGAAGCGGAGUUUGUCGGAGAGUCAUCUGAUCAUUAAAGAGGAGCUGAUCAACCCGGACCGGUGGUGGUGGCUGGGUGUUGUGAUGACCUCGCUGGGAGGCAUGGCUUUUUACUGCUCGUGA
This is a messenger RNA of Penicillium alfredii, 672 nucleotides long. RefSeq lists its product as uncharacterized. The record is from RefSeq and is a predicted model, not a curated record. Lineage: Eukaryota; Fungi; Ascomycota; Eurotiomycetes; Eurotiales; Aspergillaceae. The transcript is spliced from 4 exons. Gene Ontology annotation, cellular component: endoplasmic reticulum; endoplasmic reticulum membrane. Gene Ontology annotation, biological process: 'de novo' protein folding. The coding region runs from base 1 to 672 and encodes 223 amino acids.